Molecule: messenger RNA, 3116 nt
Organism: Entelurus aequoreus (snake pipefish)
Lineage: Eukaryota; Metazoa; Chordata; Actinopteri; Syngnathiformes; Syngnathidae
Gene: sh2d3a
Product: SH2 domain containing 3A
Exons: 19
Coding region: 103-2586 (827 amino acids)
Biological process (GO): small GTPase-mediated signal transduction; positive regulation of peptidyl-serine phosphorylation
Molecular function (GO): guanyl-nucleotide exchange factor activity; phosphotyrosine residue binding
Source: RefSeq, a predicted model, not a curated record
ACAACUUCAAGAUAGGGAAGACGGGAGAAAGCGCGACAUCACAAGGAAGCUGGAGAGGCACUGGAGAUCCCAGGUUUCCUCUGGCGGCCCCUGCCCUCAGACAUGAACAAUCGCUCCAUCGCUUGGUGGCUGAGCCAGAUUGGCCUGCCUCAGUACACCAAGACCCUGGAGAGGGAAUAUUAUGGACUGGAGGGUUUGUUGAAUGUGAACGACAACGAGCUGAAGGAAGCCGGGAUCGAGGACGCCGCACACAGAGAAACCAUCCUCUGUCAGCUUUUACGGCACCAGCAGAAACUGGACCCCCGCUGCGGCGCGCAAAUGGAGCGCAGGGUGAGCCGGAAGUACUCUCUGGGAUCGUCAAUGGAUUUGGUGAAGCCAAGGAAGGAUCUGUUUCGCCAGAGCGUCCUGCCCCGCCUUCAUCGCGCCGACAAGAAACACCGCCUCUCCGCGUCCUGCUCACAGCUCCGCCCCCUGGAUGAGGAGCACGCUUCCGGCGCAGCGGACGGCUGUCGGGAGAGCAAGCGUAGCAAGAGGAGGAGUGUCACUGCAUACCUGAGCCAGCUGAAGGUGUUUGGCAGUCGCAAGGAAAUGGACUCCCUGAAGAAGGAGCUGGAGGAAGAGCUCAAGCUCAGCACAGAGGACCCCAGGAGCCACGCCUGGUUCCACGGGCCCCUGACCCGAGAGGGUGCUGAGGCUCUCUUUGAAAGAGACGGAGACUUCCUGGUCCGAGAUUCCAGCUCGUCGAAGGGUGAUUACGUCCUCAGCUGUUUCUGGAGGGACGAACCCAUGCACUUUAAGAUCAUACGUGUGGUCCUGCGACCCAAAGAGGGUUACUCUCGGGAGCUGUUCCAGUUCGAGGAGGAUCGCUUCGACAACGUCCCCGCUCUCAUCCGCUUCUACGUGGGUGGGCGGCUGCCUAUCUCUCAAGCAUCGGGCGCCAUCAUUUUCCACCCGCUAAACAGGACGACACCCCUACGCAUCAUCGCCGAGCGACAAGAGGCCGAGAGUAAAGUUGACGGCGGCCCCGCAGGAACCAAGUCCCAACUGGAGCGCAGGAAGCGUCUGAGCUUCAGCAGCACCCUGAGCGACAGCCUGAUGGUCAACCCUCUGCUGAGGAGUGGAAGUCAGCCCGCCAACAUGGAGGAUGUCGGAUGCAGGCCUUUGCUCCAGACGGCCCAGUCUGAUAGCAACCUGAGAACUGGUGCUCCUCAGAACACAAAGCCACAGGCCACAGGCCGCGCCCCUAUCUCCCCAGUGUUCCGCACAGGAAGUGAACCGCUGCUCAGCCCGAAGCCAUGGCAAACACGGCCCUGUUAUCCGGGCGGUGGCGUGACAUUGCGAGGCUCAGACGGGCAGCUUCACUCCAGAGCGCCACCGAAACCUCUCAGGAUCUCUGCCAUCUUCCCCAAAAACCUCCGUCCCCCUCCGCUGUCGGACCGGGACCAGGACCCGUCGGCUUUCUACGACGAGCUGGUUGUUCAGGUGCCUCAGUCUCGGCGGAAAGGUCACGUGGACCGACUCAAAGCGGAGGAGAAGUGGCAGGGCCGGGCGAGGAUCACAGAGACCUCGUUUGGCUUCCUGGAGGCCGACAACGAGGCCGCGUCACGUCUGCUCCCGGACAAGGACCGCUUUGAACCUCCACAGAUGGAGAGCAGCUCGUGCUUCCGGUUGGACCAGUUUGAGUCGCUGCUGUUGCCGGACAACAACCGACCGCUGGAGCCCAGCGUCCUGCUGGCCCUGAAAGAACUCUUCAACCGCUCGGACCCCAAAACCACCGCCCUGCACAUGCUCAGCGUGGACUGCCAGGUGGCACGUAUUGUGGGAGUGACGGACGAGCAGAAGAGGAUUAUGGGGGUGGCAUCGGGCCUGGAGCUCGUCACCCUGCCUCACGGGCGCCAGUUACGGCAAGACCUGCUGGAGAGGCAUCAUCUGAUAGCGCUGGGUGUGGCCGUGGACAUCCUGGGCUGCACCGGCACCGUGAGCCAGAGGGCGACCGUCUUGCACAAGUUCAUCCUGCUGGCCCGGGCCCUGAAAGACCACGCCCACAACCUGUACGCCUUCUCCGCCUUCAUGAAGGCUCUGGAGAUGCCUCAGGUGCUGCGGCUGGAGAUGACGUGGCGGGCGCUGAGGAGGAACCACACGGAGAGCGCCAUCUUGUUUGAGAAGACCCUCAAGCCCUUCAUGAAGUCGCUCGUCGAGCGGGACGACUCGGUGGUUGGAGGUCCCGUGGCCGUUCCUCACCUGGUUCCUCUGCUGAUGCUCAUGGAGGGCGAGGACCCCGUGGAGAACAGCGAGCGAGGCUGCGAGCUCCUCUACGACGUCCUCCAGAGCGCUCGCCGCACCGCGCUGCACGCCCGCGACCACCAGCAGCACGCACACACUCUGCUCACAGCAGGGUGGACGCCCAUCCCAGAGAUGCUGGAGGCGCUGGGCACCGAGUUCGCCCUGCGUCUCUUCUGGGGUCAGUCGGGGGCGCAGGCCGACAGGAAGGAGCGCUACGAGAAGUUCGACAAAAUUCUAUGCGUGCUCUCGGACAAACUGGAGCCCGUGGAGAUCAGCGCCAAGCAGCCCCAACAACUUUCCUGAUCCAAAAUGUGACGUAGAAGAAAAGCGAGCAGGUGUGGAUGCCAGCGCACACAAGAACAACACUGGAUUAUUAUUAUUAUUAUUACUACAUCUCCAUCUUUUGUUGCACUUCCAUUUGCUCCUCAAAGCACACCUUCUACCUCGUUUGCAAAGACCAACCAAUGAAAAACUUUUUUUUUCUUAAAAGCACGGUGGUCUAGUGGAUAAGACGUCUGCUUCGCAGUCAGAAGAUCUGGGUUCAAACGUACUCCCACAUUCCAAAAACAUGUUGUGUAAUAAUUGUAAAUAAUAAUUGUCCUGCUGAUGACAGUCUCGAGUGUCCGCUCUCUCCGCCCUCAGCUGGGAUAGGCUCCAGCUUUUAGGGAGGAGUUCGAACACUAUGCUAGAUGUGGACCACCUUGGCCCCCCCUUUUGGGAAUAAUACAACAACACUGACAUUUAUUGGUGCCGUUCACAUUUUUAAAUUAUUCUAAAUGACAUUCCCUGACCCCCCCCCCCCUCACUUUGUCCUCAAUAAAUGUUUGUGCUGC